CACUCUGCCCCGUGCGCGUCGCCGCGGCCGGGAGGAGCAAGCUGAGCCCCGCCGGCCCCUGACCUUCGCCUGGCGGAGCGCUGGUUAAUUUUUGCCCGGCCUGCGGACUUCGGGCCCUCCCUCCCGGGGAUAUAAGUCGGGCCCCGGCCGCCAGGGCCGCCUGGCCUGAGCCUUUCCGCGCCGCCCGCCACCCUCACCAUGGGCAACGGCUUCUUCAUUUCCAAGACCGUGGGCAUCUUGGGCAUCCUGCUGGGCGUGGCGGCCGUGAGCACCAUCAUCGCCCUGUCGGUGGUGUAUGCCCAGGAGAAGAGCAGGAAUGACGCGAACCCCCCGACCGUGAGCGCCACCACCACCACCACCACCACCACGACCCCCAAGACCAGCACCACCACCAUCACCACGACCCCCAAGACCAGCACGACCACGACCACCACGACCCCCAAGACCACCACCAAGGGCCCGGUGACACCCACGAGCCCCUCGGCCACCACUGUGGACCAGGACCUGCCGUGGAACAGCUACCGCCUGCCCACGUGGCUGAGCCCCGAUUCCUACAGUGUGACGCUGAGGCCGUACCUCACCCCCAACAGCGAAGGCCUGUACAUCUUCGAGGGCAACAGCACCGUCCGCUUCACCUGCAUGGAGCCCACCCCCUACAUCAUCAUCCACAGCAAGAAGCUCAACUACACCACAGCCGGCAACCACAUGGUGCUCCUGGAGGCAGUAGACGGCUCCCCGCCCCCCAAGAUCAACAAGACAGAGCUGGUGGAGGCCACCGAGUACCUGGUGGUGCACCUCGAGGACCAGCUGGAGGUCAACAAGAUGUACGAGAUGCGCAGCUCCUUCAGGGGCGAGCUGGCCGACGACCUGGCGGGCUUCUACCGCAGCGAGUACAUGGAAGACGGCGUCAAGAAGGUGGUGGCCACGACUCAGAUGCAGGCGGCCGAUGCCCGGAAAUCCUUCCCCUGCUUUGACGAGCCGGCCAUGAAGGCUCGCUUCAACAUCACCAUCAUCCAUCCCAAGAACUACAAGGCCCUGUCCAACAUGCCGCCCAUCCACAACAGCACCCUGGAGGGGAACCCCGACUGGCAGGUCACGACGUUCAAUACCACGCCCAAGAUGUCCACCUACCUGCUGGCCUACAUCGUCAGCGAGUUCGAUCAAGUGGAAGCCAUGUCUCCUGACGGCGUGCAGAUCCGGAUCUGGGCUCGGCCCAAGGCCAUCAAGGACAGACACGGCGACUAUGCCCUCAAUGUCACAGGCCCCAUCCUAAGCUUCUUCACCAAACAUUACAAUACCUCCUACCCACUCGAGAAGUCCGACCAGAUCGGCCUGCCCGACUUCAACGCCGGCGCCAUGGAGAACUGGGGGCUGGUCACCUACCGGGAGAACUCGCUGCUGUACGACCCCAAGUCCUCGUCCAUCGGCAACAAGGAGCGGGUGGUCACCGUCAUCAGCCACGAGCUGGCCCACCAGUGGUUCGGGAACCUGGUCACGGUGGCCUGGUGGAACGACCUGUGGCUGAACGAGGGUUUCGCCUCCUACGUGGAGUACCUGGGCGCCGACUCCGCCGAGCCCGCCUGGAACCUGAAAGACCUCAUGGUGCUGAACGAGGUGUACCGCGUCAUGGCCGUGGACGCCCUGGCCUCCUCGCACCCGCUGUCCAGCCCCGCCGACGAGGUCAACACGCCCGCCCAGAUCAGCGAGCUGUUCGACUCCAUCUCCUACAGCAAGGGAGCCUCUGUGCUCAGGAUGCUGUCCCACUUCCUGAACGAGACCGUGUUCCAGCAAGGCCUGGCGUCCUACCUCCAGACCUUUGCCUACAACAACACCAGGUACACGGACCUGUGGGACCACCUGCAGGAGGCUGUCAACCAGAACAACGUCAUCCUGCCCGACACCGUGAGCAACAUCAUGGACCGCUGGAUCCUGCAGAUGGGCUUCCCGGUCAUCACCGUGGACACCAGCUCUGGGGAGAUCUCCCAGAAGCACUUCCUCCUCGACCCCCUGUCCAACGUCACGCGACCCUCGAAGUUCAACUACCGGUGGAUCGCAUACAUCACGUCCAUCAAAAGUGGCAGCCCGCAGGACUCCUACUGGCUGAACGGCGAGGAGAAGAACCAGAGCAAGCUGUUCGAAGCCACAGGGAGUGACUGGGUUCUGCUGAACAUCAACGCGACCGGCUAUUUCGUGGUGAACUAUGACCAAGCCAACUGGAAGAAGAUUCAGGCCCAGCUGGAGCAGAACCUCUCAGUCAUCCCUGUCAUCAACCGGGCCCAGGUCAUCCACGAUGCCUUCAACCUGGCCAGCGCUGAAACGGUCGAUGUCACCCUGGCACUGGACACCACCCUAUUCCUGGACAAGGAGAUCGAGUACAUGCCCUGGCAGGCGGCCCUGGACAGCCUGAGCUACUUCAAGCUCAUGUUCGAGGACUCCGAGGUCUACGGCCCCAUGAAGGCCUAUCUGAAGAAGCAGGUCCUGCCUCUGUACCAGCAUUUCCAGAAUAUCACCGGCAACUGGACCAAUCGCCCACCCACGCUGAUGGCCCAGUACAACGAGGUGAACGCCAUCAGCACCGCCUGCACCAACGGGGUGACCGAGUGUCACACGAUGGUCAAGGAGCUCUUCGCCGCUUGGAUGAGCCACCCCGAUAAUAACACGAUCCACCCCAACCUGCGGUCGACGGUCUACUGCAACGCCAUCGCCCUGGGGGGCGAGCGGGAGUGGGACUUCGCCUGGGGCCAGUUCCGGAACGCCACCCUGGUCAACGAGGCCGACAAGCUGCGCUCGGCCCUGGCCUGCAGCAGGGAGCUCUGGAUCCUCAACAGGUACCUGGGCUACACCCUGAACGCCACCCUCAUCCGGAGGCAGGACGCCACCUCCACCAUCAGCAGCAUCGCCAGCAACGUCGUGGGGCAGAACCUGGUCUGGAACUUCGUGCAGAGCAACUGGAAGAAGCUGUUUGAGGAGCUCCUCCCCGCGGCCUGUCCAGCGCGGCCCAGCGGGGCGCCGGUCUCGGGGGGCGCCGGUCUCGGGGGGCGGGGUGCUCGCUGCCACGACCUCGCGCGGCCGUUUGUGGUGAAGGCCUUGGGUCCUCAGCGGCUGGAGCAGUUCAAGAAGGACAACAUGGACACGGGCUUCGGCUCGGGCACCCGGGCUCUGGAGCAAGCUCUGGAGCGCACGAAAGCCAACAUCAAGUGGGUGGCCAAGAACAAGGCGCCCGUGCUGAACUGGUUCACCUCCAAAAUAUAGGCGGGCCUGGAGCACGCAGGUCCCCGCGUCCCCCAAGGACACACUCCCGGGCCCGGGCUCUCUCCACGCCGCCCGGGCUGUCUCCCGGCCCCAGCCCCGGCCCCUCGAGCCACCCCACCCCAGGCCUGGCACGUGCCAGAAAUUCUGCACCCAGAAAUUCUGGGGCUGAUCUCAGGGAAGCAGCUGGGCCCAGGGGCCAGGCGGACAGUGGCCGGGCCUGGGGCCUGUCUGGCCCCGCCCUCUCACGCACCCCAAGAAGCCCUGAGGAAUCAGCAGGGCGGCAGAUCUGUAUAUUUUUAUCUGAGAGAAAGUGUAAAUAAAGGAUACCCCGCUGGCAA
This is a messenger RNA of Condylura cristata (star-nosed mole), 3590 nucleotides long. RefSeq names its product alanyl (membrane) aminopeptidase (gene ANPEP). Gene Ontology annotation, molecular function: metalloaminopeptidase activity; zinc ion binding; peptide binding. The coding region runs from base 199 to 3252 and encodes 1017 amino acids. Gene Ontology annotation, cellular component: cytoplasm. Gene Ontology annotation, biological process: peptide catabolic process; proteolysis. The transcript has 20 exons. NCBI's taxonomy places the organism in Eukaryota, Metazoa, Chordata, Mammalia, Eulipotyphla, Talpidae. The record is from RefSeq and is a predicted model, not a curated record.